CUGAUGUGUAAGAGGACAGGGUUCCAACUCCACAUGCACUGUUUCUGCCCUAUAUAAGACCUUUGCCUCUGCUGUCCGUCCUCGCACAUUCAGAGCAGCACCACUCAGAGCUUAACCAUGAAAUUCGUGGCUCUUGCACUGACAAUCUUCUUGGCUGUGGGUUCCCAGGCCAAUUUCCUGCAGGCUGAUGCUCCUUCUCAGCUGGAGCACUUUAAGUCAGCAGCCUUGGUGUACCUGACCCAGGUCAAGGAGCAGACUCAGAAGGCCCUCGACAAUUUGGACGGAACUGACUAUGAGCAAUACAAGGUGCAACUUUCAGAGAGCCUGACUAAGCUCCAAGAUUAUGCCCAGUCCACCUCCCAGACUCUGACUCCCUAUGCUGAGACCAUGUCCAACCAGUUCCUGGAGAGCACCAAUCAGCUGCGCGAGCGUGUCAUGACUGAUGUCGAGGACCUCCGUUCCAAGAUGGAGCCCCACCGUGCGGAGCUGUACCAGGUGCUGCAGAAGCACUUUGACGAGUACCGUGAAAAGCUGGAGCCCGUCUUCCAGGAGUACGCCAACCUGAACCGUGAAAAUGCUGAUCAGCUUCGUGCCAAGCUGCAGCCCCUGUUGGAUGAGAUGAGGCAGAAGUUUGAGACCAACGUCGAGGAGACCAAGUCUAAAUUCAUGCCGAUGGUUGAGGCCGUACGCACUAAGCUGACUGCAAGUCUGGAGGAACUGAAGUCCAUGGCCACCCCAUAUGCUGAGGAAUACAAGGAACAGCUGAUGAAGGCUGUCGAGGAGGCCAGAGAGAAGCUUGCUCCACACACCCAGGACCUCCAGACACGCAUGGAGCCCUACAUGGAGAAUGCCAGGGCCAAGUUUGCACAGGUGUAUGAAACCAUCGCCAAAGCCAUCCAGGCAUAAAAAUGUGCACACUCAGAUCCUCAGACAACAGCAAAGAACAGAUAUUCUUGUGUUUGGUGAUGGAAGGAGUAUAGAUGCAAGGGAUGUGUUUUGAAUGUUUAUUAUGCUCAAGUUAAAUAAUCUUU
Molecule: messenger RNA, 1031 nt
Organism: Carassius auratus (goldfish)
Lineage: Eukaryota; Metazoa; Chordata; Actinopteri; Cypriniformes; Cyprinidae
Product: apolipoprotein A-I-like
Exons: 4
Coding region: 118-906 (262 amino acids)
Biological process (GO): cholesterol metabolic process; cholesterol efflux; phospholipid efflux
Cellular component (GO): low-density lipoprotein particle; chylomicron; high-density lipoprotein particle
Molecular function (GO): cholesterol transfer activity; phospholipid binding; phosphatidylcholine-sterol O-acyltransferase activator activity
Source: RefSeq, a predicted model, not a curated record